Messenger RNA from Aspergillus bombycis, 2976 nucleotides. Its product is annotated as feruloyl esterase B precursor. Lineage: Eukaryota; Fungi; Ascomycota; Eurotiomycetes; Eurotiales; Aspergillaceae. The record is from RefSeq and is a predicted model, not a curated record. The transcript has 5 exons. The coding region runs from base 1 to 2976 and encodes 991 amino acids.
AUGAAGGCCUCACUUUGGCUGAUCAUUCUCGGCGUAAAUCUAUCCCUGGCCUUGGCUGUGGGAACUGAUUUUCAAGCCUCGUGCCAAGCCUUUUCACCCGAUACGAGAGAUACGAGUGCUCAUCGUGAGUUCACGGAAUAUGUGCCCGCCGGGACAAAUCUCAGUUUGCCGUACAAUGAUGCAACCUGUGCUCGCCCGUAUCAAGUUGUUCCUGUAGACCUUUGCCGGGUCGCAUUAUACCUGGAGACAUCCAACCGAUCCAGCGUGACCACAGAGCUCUGGCUCCCUCGAAAUUGGACGGGAAGGUUCUUGGGGACUGGAAAUGGCGGUAUCGAUGGUUGUAUAAAAUAUGAGGAUCUGGCAUACGGGGCCGCGAAUGGAUUCGCCGUUGUCGGGUCGAACAACGGACACAAUGGCACGACUGCCGCCUCGUUAUACCAGAACUCGGAUGUCAUCGCGGAUUUCGCUUGGAGAGCACUUCAUCUUAGCACAGUGAUAGGCAAACAAGUCACUAACGCAUUCUAUGGGGAAUCUCAUACAAAGUCAUAUUAUCUGGGUUGCUCCUUGGGAGGACGGCAGGGGAUCCAUUCCGCUGUGGACUUCCCGGACGACUUCGAUGGGAUUGUUGCGGGAUCGCCCGCACUGGACUUCAACAAUCUUGUCUCUUGGAGAGCAAGCUUCUUCCCUAUUACAGGUUCCACCGACUCCGCUGAGUUCAUCAAUGUAUCAACAUGGAAGAACGUGAUUCACCCGGAGGUGUUGGUCCAGUGCGAUACGCUUGAUUGUGUGGAUGACGGCAUCAUCGAGGAUCCUACCUUGUGCAACUUUCGUCCGGAAGUGCUAAUGUGUACGAAUGAUAGAAAAGAUAACUGCCUGAGCCCUGCGCAGGUAGAGAUCGUACGGAAGGUGUUUAGUCCAAUGUACGGUGAAGAUGGGCAACUGAUAUUCCCCGCAAUGCAACCAGGGAGUGAGCUCGAGGCGGCAGACAAGCUUUAUGCAGGAAAGCCAUUCAGCUAUUCUGAAGAAUGGUUUCAAUAUGUGGUCUAUGAUCCGUCGUGGGAUCCAGCCGAGUUUGAUAUUCAUGACGCAAAGGUCACGGAUGACUUGAAUCCACAGAAUAUCCGAACCUGGCCGAACGACCUGUCGAACUACGCAAAACGAGGAGGAAGGAUAAUUACCUUUCAUGGACAGCAGGAUGGUAAGAUCACAAGCUUCAACACGGUGCGGUUUUACAAUCAUCUUUUGACAACUAUGAACUUGUCUGCUUCUGAGCUCGACAACUUCUUCCGUUUCUUCCGUAUCUCCGGCAUGUCCCACUGUAGCUCGGGUCCAGGCGCAUGGGCAUUUGGGCAGGGUGGCAGCCCUGCCCCAACAAUGACACCGUUCAACAGCAAUGAGAAUGUCUUAGCUGCGUUGGUGGCUUGGGUGGAACGCGGGAUAGCCCCAGAGACAAUCACGGGGACAAAACAUGCUGAAAUCAAGAAGGAAUCUACCGCCGAGGCAGAGCAACGCACUGGUGACGAGGAGACCCCAAAGGAAGGAAGCCAUGAGAGCCAUGAACAGCACAGUAGCACUGGUAGAGAAGCUGGCGUCUUUCAGAACCAGCAUCCGUCGGUCAACAUUGAAUGCCGUGGCUACCCAUUGUUCUGGUUUCUUCCUGACCGUUUUGCUGCUCACGCCUAUCGACCCAGCGAUAUUCUGUCUUUCACGGAAUGCCCACCUGAAAUACCUACCUAUCAGGAACCUAGAUUGGGUACAGUCCCGGUUGGCAUGGUCUUAAACGUCCCGGAUCAUGUGGAUCAGAAUUCUGGUGUCAGAACUCGGGUGGCAUUUGACGUUGCACUUCUACACGUUUCUCUUGAUCCCCCUUUUUGGACUAUCGCUAGCAGGACCGGAAGACUCCUGAAUAACGCAGACUACUGCCUUGACCCUAGCUUUGCUACCGAGAAGCUUAGACUGAUCCGGGUCAGAGAGAUGAUACAGACGCAUAUUAUCGAGCUGACUACUUAUCGUCAUAAUUUCCUCUUGUUGUUACGCUCCUGGCGCAAGGAACGAAGGCUUUGGGAGGUUCGGCUAGCCCUCGCUCAGAUCAGACGGGGUAACAACUCACUAUUCCAGCAUCCUCUGACACAUGAAGAUCUUGAUCAUAUCUGCAUUUGGUACAGAGAGCAACAAGCAGCCGAGGACCGUGGAGAGAUUGACCCAUCCUCGUUUGGCCGGGUUACGGGCAUGGUGAAUCCGUGUGCCAAGGAGAUCGGCGCCAAUGUACAAGGCAGUUUGGUGAAUGAUGCUAUUGUCACUCGCUUCGAGAAGCUCAAAGAGGCUAUAAGGGGCGUUCUCGCUAGGAUCAGUACAUUGCAGGCCCAUGAAAACGAGAAGCGCCAGCGCCAGCGGGAACAACGCGCCAGGCGGGAGCAAGGAAUAACUGAGAGUGGAAACGAUGGUACGAGCCUUCCCGGAGAUGCCUUGUUGGUAGAUUUCGAAUUUGAUACUGAGGACCCCUUCCCGUCAGCUCCUGUGAUCGAUCCCCUGCCCACUGACCUCGAACAUCGCGCGGCACACUAUCACUGGCAAGUCGAAAGGCAUGCGGUUUGGGCCUCGAAAGGCUUGUUCAAGCGUGCGACCUAUCUUAACACAUUUCAACUUGCAGCUCCGGAUGACCUUUCCUUCUUCGAUAAACCGAGAGCACAGUGGCCCCGAGGACACCAAGGUCUGCUGUAUGCACAUGUGGACUAUAUCGACGAUUUCCAGGUGCAUCCUUGGGGAAUACCAGCAACCCGCUUCACUCAAGCUCUGCGUCACCAGCCUCGUUAUACUGCUGAUGUCAUAUAUUCCAAGAAGGCGCGUAUGGUCCUCAAGAGCAUUGAGAAAUGGUAUUUCGCGAACAGAGAGGUUGCGCUCGGCGGGAUUCAGGAUUGGCCUCUUCCGUGCCGUGUUCGAGACAGUCUUUUGGAGGCUAUCAGGGAACUGCAGUGA